Molecule: messenger RNA, 1457 nt
Organism: Oncorhynchus nerka (sockeye salmon)
Lineage: Eukaryota; Metazoa; Chordata; Actinopteri; Salmoniformes; Salmonidae
Product: protein limb expression 1 homolog
Exons: 6
Coding region: 162-1067 (301 amino acids)
Biological process (GO): autophagosome maturation
Cellular component (GO): cytoplasm
Source: RefSeq, a predicted model, not a curated record
GGAGUUGAGUUAAGGGGAAGUGCAGUCUUUAUCCUCUCAUUUAAAAAAAAGUAUUGAGUGGAGUUGCGUUUGGAGUAGUUUCCCACUGCUUGCUGCGCUCUCCAUGGAACAUGGUUUGAACUAGACUGAGCGUGUGUGCAGGAAGACUGAGAUUGAAGAGGAUGAGCCAAGUUUGGGGUUCUCCAUACGAUAAUACGAUGUCACACCUUCUGUCCCCAAGUGACUUCGGUACCAGCCUCAAGGACUUGAACAUUGUGGCCAUGUUGCAUAACUUUUGGGAGCAGAAGCAGGUGGAACAGGUCAAGGGGUCCGACAGCCAAUCAGAGGACUCUGUGAAAGGCUCUGCCAGCCAAUCAGAGGGCUUAUUGUUGUAUGAGUCUGCCCCUUCCCCAAGACCCCCUUACAUCUACUACGUCACUCUGCCUGGAGGAAGCUGCUUUGGAAACUAUAAGGAGUGUGAGACCCAGGCGGAAGCUCGUAGGGAUGCGGCACGUGUCGCUCUGAUGAACUCUCUAGUGAACGAGCUGCCGUCUAGACGAAUCACUCCUCUGUUCAUCACACACAGCCUGCAGGAGGCUGCUUCAGCCAGCACCGUCUCUGUGGAGGAUGCCUGUGAUCCUAGCACCAGUUUGGGAGCCUAUUGUCUCCUGCUCCAGUCAUACACUGGCAGAACCAUGUUGGAGUUCCAGGAGGGGAUGACAGUGUUUCAGUUGUUACACUGGAACGGGACGUUGAAGAUUCUAAGGGAAAGACAGUGUUCCCGCCAGAAUGUGAUUGGUUAUUACUUGCAGCGGGGACUGGAUGCCAGCAUGCGCAGCAGCAUGGCUCUGGAUUGGCUGGGCAGGGAGCGGCAGACGCCAAGGCAGCUGAGGAUGGAGCUACGAGCAGCACAGAGGGAACUGGACGUGGCUAGGCGUCAUGGCAAUGAACUCCGCUUCUACAAGGAGAAAACAGAGAUCCUUAGCCUGGCACUGAGUCAAGAAUUCACACACCAACCACACACAGAUAUACACGGACCACACACAGAUUCACAAGAAUCGCCUGAACCACACACACACCACCAAUGAGUCGCACAUACACACACAAACUGCAUGAACCACCUGAACCACACAUAAACUAUGAACCAUCAUGUAUCCAGACACAGCAUCUGAUCCACACAUGAAACCCUGAACCACCAUACAUACACCCAGCUGAAUUAAAUGCGAACAACAGAUGCAGUGUUCAUGUAGUAGGAACUAGAAAACUCAUCCCAACUAGCAUGUAAACAGUGGCAAGAGAAAAGAGGUGCUUCAUCAAGAGAGACUGAGCAGGUGACUAGGUCAAAGGUCACCAUUGACACUGCCAGGCUACCUUCUGUCAAAUUCAAGACACAGCUGAGACAGCUGACUGCUGUGUCUUCAAUGAGUUUUAAAAGGGAAUGUGAAAUAUUUGUGUACAUUUUAAAUAAAUACCUUUGU